This is a messenger RNA of Myotis brandtii (Brandt's bat), 959 nucleotides long. It is a transcript of the gene RERGL, whose product is annotated as RERG/RAS-like. The transcript has 5 exons. The coding region runs from base 49 to 663 and encodes 204 amino acids. Gene Ontology annotation, molecular function: GTP binding; GTPase activity. Lineage: Eukaryota; Metazoa; Chordata; Mammalia; Chiroptera; Vespertilionidae. The record is from RefSeq and is a predicted model, not a curated record.
AGUAUUGCUCCACAAGACAGGGCUGACCAAGACGGAACAGAAAACAACAUGAAUGAUGUGAAGCUUGCUGUCCUGGGUGGUGAAGGAACAGGCAAAUCUGCCCUUACAGUGAGAUUUCUUACCAAGCGAUUUAUUGGGGAAUAUGCUUCUAAUUUUGAAUCCAUCUAUAAUAAGCAUUUGUGUUUGGAAGGGAAGCAACUGAAUCUAGAAAUAUACGACCCUUGUUCUCAACCACAGAAAGCAAAAUUUUCCCUCACAAGUGAGCUGCAUUGGGCAGAUGGAUUUGUUAUUGUAUAUGACAUCAGUGACAGGUCUUCAUUUGCUUUUGCAAAAGCACUGAUCUACAGAAUUCGGGAGCCACAAACUAGUCAUUGUAAAAGAGUUGUGGAAUCAGCAGUGCUUUUGGUUGGUAACAAGCAAGAUCUCUGUCAUGUGCGAGAGGUUGGCUGGAAAGAAGGGCAAAAACUGGCAUUGGAUAACCGGUGCCAAUUCUGUGAACUGUCUGCAGCAGAGCAGUCUUUGGAGGUAGAAAUGAUGUUUAUCAGAAUUAUCAAGGACGUCCUGACAAACUUCAAACUCAAAGAAAAGAGAAGAUCCAGUGGAUCUAGAUCAAUGGCCAAAUUGAUCAAUAAUGUAUUUAGAAAGAGAAGGAAAUCUGUUUAGUAGAUAUGUGAUCUCGAGGGUUUAUUAUAUCAGAGAGUUUCAUUCAUAUGCUAAUUGAAUUUAACUUUGUUUGCAAUUUAAAAAAUAUUUUAGAGAUAUAAAGUGAUUGAAUGUGAACCACAGCUGUGUUUUUCAAUAUAUAGUUUGCCUUUUUGGUUGUUUGCAUUUUGUACACUCUGCUUCACACUUAAACUUCUCUUUAUACACAAAAUCACCUUCAGUAUAAAUUAUUGGUGGAUUACUAUACAGUUUGCUUGCAAAUGAACAUUGCUUCUGUAAUUUUAUUAAACUACCAU